Colletotrichum tamarilloi is the source of this 321-nucleotide messenger RNA. RefSeq lists its product as uncharacterized. The coding region runs from base 1 to 321 and encodes 106 amino acids. The record is from RefSeq and is a predicted model, not a curated record. The transcript is spliced from 2 exons. Lineage: Eukaryota; Fungi; Ascomycota; Sordariomycetes; Glomerellales; Glomerellaceae.
AUGUUGACUUACUGCGCUACUGGGCAGCAUUGCCAGGGUGGUAUGGUUGGUGUUAUCAACGCUCCUGCCAGCGGUGCAAGGACUAUUGAGCAAUAUGCCCAGGCCGCCGCGGCGGCGCAGUCCAACGUCGCUCCCAGCGCGACUGGCGGUGGUACCCUCGGCUCCGCGGCCACUGGCAGCCCCAGCUCUGCCUCAAGCUCUCCCUCUGCUUCAUCCUCGUCGCAGCCCAGCGCUGGUAUCGAGGCCCGCGGCGACGUCCGCUGGGGUCUGCUCAGCUUGGGCAUGGCUGCCGCUGGUGUUGUGGGUGGACUUCUCAUCUAA